Cuscuta epithymum is the source of this 562-nucleotide messenger RNA. The record is from the annotation of a GenBank genome assembly. NCBI's taxonomy places the organism in Eukaryota, Viridiplantae, Streptophyta, Magnoliopsida, Solanales, Convolvulaceae.
CAACUUGCCAAUCAAAUUAAAACAAACUUGCCAUUCUUCAUCUUCGGACCUUCAAUGAGUACAAAGGAGCAGUGCCGCAAGAGACGACAUGGGCCAUGGGUGUUGCACUGCUGCCGCAGAUCACCUUCUCUAAUGCGUGGUGUGCCGACGACGUUAAGCAUGGAUUCACUGCUCUUCGGCCCUCUUCUUCUCCAUCCAGCCGAUUCUCUUUGCUGCUGCAAAAACUUGUUGAUGAUGAUGGUGUGGUGGCUGCUGCAAUGUCACCGGAAAAUGGAGGUGUGGCUGUUGCAAUGUCGCCGGAAAAUGGAGGUGUGGUUGCUGCGAGGUCACUGGAGGUCUUGGAACCCAUCUUCCGUCGAAGGUUGUUGAAGUUCUCUGUUGAAUCCCCAAGUUUACCGGCGAUCUUAUCUUCGUGUUCAUCCACCACCGCAGCAGUCAAGAUGUUGUGAGUUGGGUGCCUUUGCAGAAGAAAGGAGGGAAAUGACCAAUGGGGCUUGGAUCUGUUUGUUGGUUGCUUUGGUGAAGAAGAAAAUCAUGGAGUGAAAGAAGAAAGAAAUAGAAA